Phlebotomus papatasi is the source of this 4642-nucleotide messenger RNA. It is a transcript of the gene Ack-like, whose product is annotated as activated Cdc42 kinase-like. Gene Ontology annotation, molecular function: protein binding; protein tyrosine kinase activity; ATP binding. The record is from RefSeq and is a predicted model, not a curated record. Gene Ontology annotation, biological process: protein phosphorylation. The transcript is spliced from 8 exons. The coding region runs from base 338 to 4414 and encodes 1358 amino acids. Lineage: Eukaryota; Metazoa; Arthropoda; Insecta; Diptera; Psychodidae.
CCGCCAGACGACCUCGCAGUCGCUUGUCAAAUGUUUGUGUUUUCUGUGCGAGGCAAUUGAUUUAUUUUUCCCUUUUAUUUUCCACUCAAUGUCCAGUGAAGUGGUGCAAAAGGUGCUCAGUGUGUAGCCAGGUGGCCAUAGAGUGGGUGUGAGAUGAAAUUGGGCCAGUGGAUGUGGUGCCAAAUGUGAUAAAUCGUGUGAAAAAGUUUGGUGCGACGCCCCUCGAGCGACUCUGUGCAAAACACUUGAGCGGAAAAGACGUCGUCUGUGUCUUCCGACGCGGAAAAGUCCCCCAUCUCUCCACCUUGCCCAGUCCCGCAGACACUCUUCCGCAAGGAUGAUGGAACCCAAAGCCAUCGAUCUCUGCGAGUUCCUGGCCGAGUCGGAGCUGCAGCAAUACUACAAUUCCAUCAAGAAUGAGCUAAAAAUAACUACAGUGGUGCAUCUGAAAUACGCAAGUGAUGAGGACUUGAAGCAAAUCGGUUUAUCACGGCCGGAAAUUCGUCGCCUCAGGAAAUUCUAUGACAAAUACUACCCCCAUGGGUAUCUCAGCAAAAUCAAGCGACUUCUGCAGAAUCCCAAGGCAUUUGAUGGAAACGCCACAACACCUGGAGCCACAUCUGAUGUGAUGAAGACCACGAGUUCUCCCAGCAAAGUGCCAAGCAACAAGCACAUCAUUCCACCAGAUGCCAUUUGUGUCAACAAACAACUUGGAAUUGGAGAGUUUGGAAUUGUUCAGCAGGGAGUUUGGACCAAUGGCACUGAAAGAAUUCAAGUGGCCAUAAAGUGUCUAUGUCGGGAGAGAAUGCAAUCAAAUCCAAUGGAAUUUCUCAAGGAGGCAGCCAUAAUGCAUUCGAUUGAGCAUGAAAAUAUUGUGAGGCUGUACGGAGUGGUUUUGGAUACAGAUUCACUCAUGUUGGUCACAGAAUUGGCUCAUUUACGAUCCCUCCUUGAGUGUCUCAAGGAUUCGGGAUUGAGAGUGAGUUUCCUGACGGUACCGACUCUGUGUGAAUUUGCUCAGCAAAUUUGCAAUGGUAUGAUGUAUUUGGAGAAUAAGAGGUUGAUCCAUCGGGAUCUGGCGGCUAGGAAUAUUUUGGUAUUUAGCAAGAAUAAAGUUAAAAUAUCGGAUUUUGGCCUAUCGAGGGCAUUGGGUGUUGGGAAGGACUACUACCAGACGAAUUUCAAUGUUAAUCUCAAACUGCCAAUUGCCUGGUGUGCUCCGGAAUGUAUUAAUUUUUUGAGAUUUACAAAUGCAUCGGAUGUCUGGGCAUAUGGGGUUUGCCUAUGGGAAAUGUUUAGCUAUGGCUUUCAACCCUGGGCAGCUCUGACGGGCCAUCAGAUUCUCGAGGCAAUCGAUGAGCCAAAUUAUCAAAGACUCGAACCACCGGAAUGUUGUCCCAGGGAAUACUAUGCAUUGAUGCUGAAGUGCUGGCAACAUGAUCCAAAUAAGAGACCAAAAUUCUCAGAGAUCUAUACAACGUUGCCGGAAAUGAAGCCAGAACAGCUGAAGACUGUGACAAAUUGCGGUGAAGCCAAGAAGGAUCAUCUGAUGUAUCGUCAGGGUGAGAUAAUAACGGUGCUGGAUAAAGGAUCAAAUUCACCGUAUUGGAAGGGUGUUCUCAAUUCAGGCAAAACUGGACUCUUCAAUCCCGCCAAUACUGUCACAUAUCUGGGAAGUCUUCCGUCAUCAACCAAUCGGGAUGCCUUUGCCAGGGGUUCCGAUCGGUCGAGCAAACGAAAAUUGCGCACAGAAAUGAUAUCAAGACCACAGAAUGAUCUCAAGCAUACAGGACAUGUUGGGUUAGAUGGAGCAUAUUUUGGUGAUGUGGCUUUUUUGGCCACAUCACAGCCCUACAAUCAUCUUCCACGGCAAAUUGUCACACCCUACAAACCAUCUGAGGACAUCGAACAAACACCCCUACUUCAUCCAACAACGCCCACAAGUCCAGAUUCCAUUCAAACAGCCAGUGGAUAUUUUCCAGAAAAUGUCACUUCAUCCACAAAUCACCUCUUUUCCCAGUCCACCACCGGUACAAAUGGUGUGUCCGGAAAUGUCAAUAUUCUGGCCACAAUGGAGCCUUCAGGCAAUUUUGGGUCAUACUUUGACUUUUCCGGCCAAACUAAUCCAGUGCCAACGACAACAUUCAGUGAUUCAAAUCCCUUCGCCAAUGCCGCCAAGGAGGACUUUGCUCAGAAAUCAGGACGAGAUGGUCCCUUUUCCAGUUCCGAUGUACUCCAUGAUGUCUUCCACAGUGAAUCCAAGGGUUCCAGCAAGUGGCCAGAGACUACAGUUGAUGGACCUCAUGAGUAUCAUGAGAUAUCUGAUGAUGAAAUGCCAGCAGAAAAAUUCGAUUUGGGUCCUUCGCUUCUCGAUGAAAUGGACUUUAUGUUCCGUUCCAUGACGGCAACUUCCGGCGGCAAUUCCCAGUCAAUGGGACCGGAUUUUGAGCAUACGAACAAGAAAAAUGAAAUUGCCGAGUUGACUUCGAAGCUGGCCAGGAAGAAUAGUUCAGGAGCUGGAAGUAGUGUUAGCAGUUCGGGGAAUUCAUCAAAUAGCAAGUCAAAGAAGAAGGCAGGAACGGUGAAACCGCUUUCAAUGAAGGAUGAUAAGAUUCUCAAUCAGGCCAUUGAGUUUGCCAACGAAAUCAGUGCCAGAUCCAUGACGGAUUUGGUGGCUGAUGGAGUGUCUGUGACCCAGAGUCCCAAGAGGAAGUUCAGUUUUCGCUUCCCAAAUUUAACAGCGGCCGGAACUCAUGGGGUUGGUGGGGAAAAGGAUGCCACCCUGAAUGGCAGUGGCAACAAUUCCAAUUCAAAUACUCUCACACAGAAGGAGCGAAAGAAUUUCUCUGAGGAGCUGAAAAAUGUUCCCGAUUUACAGAGUUCUAUUACGGAUGAACAUAGACAAGCGUACAAUAGUUUGGUGGAGAAGCCUACGGCAACUCUGUCCAAGCUGGACUUUAUGAAAGCUUCCUUUGAGGCUGGGUCAGAUGAGGAUGGAGCAAUUUGUGGGGAUGGUGUAAAACACUCAACAACACUCCCACGAAAUCUCAUUCGGACAACUCUGGCUGGGAGGAGGGUGGGUGGGGGGAGUCUGGGAAGGACAAAAGAAACAGAUUUUGCCGUUCCCAGUCAUCCAGCUCCCCGACCAGAAGUCACAGAUUCCAAUCCUCUGAGAAUUCUCCGAAAUAAGAAUUUCCCCAUUGUUAGACCAAGGCUAAAGCACUUGCCAAGUGUUCAAGGGGAUAACAAUUCUGUGCCAAUUGACGGAGAAGAUCCGGGAAUGUGUGAAAGUCCCAGUUACUUAGUGAACACCGAAUACACAUAUCCGGAAAGGGAUACCAAUGAUUCCAAUCCAAUUCCCUUGCCUCCCCGUGAUCGCAAUAAGAUAAUAACCACAAAUGCCAAGCGUCAUGUAAGGAAACAUGCUCUAAUAAUCCCAGCUUCGGGUCUCCAGAGAACCCUCAAUAAGGUGUCUCCAGGGUCAGAAUUAUCCACGCAUGGAAGUGAAGUUAAAGUGAACAAUGUCACAGAUAACAAUUACAAUACAAAUUCCCUGAUCAAGAGAUGCAUGCAAGUGUCUAAGCUUCCGGAUAUUGAUCAAACGGACGCUGGAGGCAUAUUAAAACGUCUCCCUAGGGCUUCCAAUGGUCAUGACCUAGCAGACACUCCCGGAAUUCACGAAAGUAUAAAUAUGUUUGCAUGUGACAGUCCAAAUGCCGAUACAGCUUCCCUCCACUUCGAGUCGAUCCUCGAGAGUGAGAUUAAUAAAGUGGGAGAGAUGUCUUCACCAGAUGUCGUAGAUGGGUUCUCUUGUUUUGAGAUCCAGAAAGAUACCUACGACAAAUACAGUUCAACCUUCGAAGGAGGUAUAGGGAGUGAUUCAGAAUUGAGGAAUCUGGAUAUGGAGCGCAAAAAGAGCGAUUUCUCGGGGAGAUUUGUUCAGAAAAAUGAACUUGCUGACAAUGCUCUAUUUAAUCGAGUGAGGGAAUCUGUGAAUUCUGCCACAAGUGCUCCCAGAUUGGCCCCAAAAGCCAUGCCAGAGAGCAGUGAGAGCUACACGACGUCCGAUGAGGAACAAAUGAUGAUGGGAGAGUCGCAGCUUCUGCAGGAAGCAUCGAACUCAGUCAGUUGUGAGGAUCUCCUGGAGUUCAGUGAGAGAAAGCCAAAAGGACGCGAAAGGGGAGCUGAAUCUGAUGAAGUGCGAAUCAUGAUCAAAGUUUUAGGGAAGAAGAUCCCUCCGGAAAUGUGCCUGGAAACGUUGGAGCUUGUAGACUGGGAUGUCCACAAGGCUAUCAAAAUCAUGAAAUUGUCCAAUAUGUGCAAUGUAACUGCACUUGGGAUGUGCAUGGAGCUUCUGCAGGAGAAUGAAUGGGACUUGCCACGGGCAGCUUUAAAACUAUCCACGAGGAAAUAAAUUUUUUAGAAAGAAAUAGAGGAAAACGCCAAGGAAUACUCGCACCAAGUGGAAAAUAAAUUAUACGGUAAUCAAAAUCGUACUUAUUCGGUAAUGUGUUGCUAAUUGACGUAGUAUUUUAUACGAAUGGAAAUUUUAACUUUUAUACAACUAUUUUGUACGAAAAAAAAUAUGAAAAUGAUUUUUUAUUUUUCUUCAAUAAAGAAAAUGUCGAUCUAACAGAGAAAA